GUUCUCUUUCUUAAGUCACUUCAAAUGCUAUCCGUGGACGGGCGGCUCAUUGUCAGGAGAGUUGCAGCGCGAGCAGGAGGGAGAGAUCGCAGGUACAGGUACAACAGCAGCAGCUGCGAGCAGCACUUCAGCCACAGCAUCACAGAAAACACACUCUGCUACACUCAGCUGAAAGAAGAUGGAAGCAGACAGAGUGAAUUUCUCACCAGCAAGAAGUCCUCCUCACAGAGACGAGCUGAGGCAAGCCUCUCGGCACACUUUUUACCUGAGCCCUCCUCCUUUUCAUAUUAAGCCCCCAAAAUUCUCCCCUCCCACAUAUCCCAGCAUGUCACCCACCAGAGAUACCUACAGUACAUUCAGCCCACCUGCUUUCUUUCCCAUGUUUGGCCCCAGUUAUACACAAAAAGAAGGAUCCCAAAAACGAAAAAGAACUCCUUUCAAAAUGGACGCCCAAGAAGAUGAAUCUCCUGACAGAGGAGCAGAGGAGGCAGAAGGAAGCAGCAGUAAGAAGACCGUGGAUCUGUCCCACAUCCCCUUCUCCCUCCCACCUCACCCCAUGUCCUCCUCAUCUCCCAAGCCCAUCCCUGGUAUGAUUGAACUAAACAGACUGCAGCUUAAUCACAGAUCACCAGGUAUGAAUCUACCAGUACAGGUGAAGCAGGAGCCUCUCAAUCCAUCUCCUGUGUGGCCUCCCUCUCCUCUCCUCCUCCACCCUCCCUACUUCCCUUCUCUCCACCACAGCCUACUCCCAUAUCCCCUAUUCAUGCCCCGCCCUGUCAUGCACCUCUCCCCUGGUUCUUUCUACCCAAGAGAGGACCUUCGCCCCAGGCAUCGCAGCCGUGACGGGCCUCCUCGAGGUGGGACUACCGGUGCUGAAAAACUUGGUCUCAACAUCCACGUGGAUGACAGUUAUUAUGUCGACGUGGGCGGAGAUCAGAAGAGAUGGAAAUGUCGUAUGUGUGAGAAGUCUUACACCUCAAAGUACAACCUGGUCACGCACAUCCUGGGCCACAACGGCAUCAAGCCACACGGAUGCCACCUGUGUGGGAAGCUGUUCAAGCAGCUGAGCCAUCUACACACACACCUGCUCACACACCAGGGCAUGAGGCCCCAUAAGUGCCAGGUGUGCCACAAGGCCUUCACUCAGACCAGCCACCUGAAGAGGCACAUGAUGCAGCACAGUGAUGUGAAGCCCUACAGCUGCAGUGUGUGUAGCAGAGGUUUUGCUUACCCCAGUGAGCUGCGUGCCCAUGAGUUGAAGCACGAAAAAGGCCAGGAGAACGUAUGUGUGGAGUGUGGUCUGGACUUCCCCACGCUGGCCCAGCUGAAGAGGCACUUGACCGCCCAUCGCGGCCCCACUCUGUACAGGUGUUCAGAGUGCCAGAAGACUUUCCAGUACCCAAGCCAGCUUCAGAACCACAUGAUGAAACACAAAGACAUCAGACCGUACAUCUGCAGCGAGUGUGGCAUGGAGUUCAUCCAGUCACACCACCUAAAACAGCACACACUCACUCACAAAGGGGUGAAGGAGCACAAAUGUCGCAUCUGUGGUCGUGAGUUCACCCUGUUGGCCAACAUGAAGCGCCAUGUCCUCAUCCACACCAACAUACGGGCCUACCAGUGCCACAUGUGCUUCAAGAGUUUCGUCCAAAAACAGACUCUGAAGGCUCACAUGAUCGUCCACUCGGACAUCAAGCCCUAUAAAUGCAAGCUUUGCGGGAAGGAAUUUAACAGGAUGCACAACCUAAUGGGCCACAUGCAUCUCCACUCAGACAGCAAACCCUUCAAAUGCCUUUACUGCCCAAGCAAGUUCACGCUGAAGGGAAACCUCACCAGACACAUGAAGGUCAAACACGGCGUCAUGGACAGAGGGCUGGAUGAAAGAUUGUUUAGGCAAAGAGGACGAUUCUGCCUGUCCACUCCCAUGGGCCUCAUCACCCACUUCAGCCAAGAAGAGCCGUUUGACCUUUCCCAGAAGCCCCCUGGCCUGCCCAGCCUCCGUCUCUCGCAGUCAGAUGGUGAGAGCGUCCCUGGGAGCUCAUGCCAGGAGGAGGAUGAGGAGAGUUUAUACAGAAGGAGUCAGUACAGCCCAGAGGUGGACCAACACGAGCUGGAGGAGAGAGGAAGGGAGUCCCCUGCUGAACGAAGGCCAGAGGAGAAACAGAAACAAAUGUAUCAGCACAGUCUAGAUGAACAGACUUAUGAGAGGGAGUCAGCAGCAGAGGGACACUCUGCAGAUCCCAGAGGUGACAAGGUACACCUCUUACAGUCAGAGACAUCCGAGAUGGCCUAUGAAUCUGACCUAGAGCUAGGUGACCAGCUGUACCACCAUGAGACAGGACGUAGACAGUCGUAUGAUUAUGACUCUGAAUCAGAACUUGAAGAUCAUGAAGAGCGAGAUGAGCCAGAGCAGAACAAGCAGCAGGUGGAUGACUGUUGUGACGCAGGAGAGAGAAACCAGAGCAGAUUGGAGGCAGGUGAAUUCAUGGGUCCACGGGAUGAAGAAGAGGACAAAGAAUGAGAAAAAUAGUCAAAGACUGAGAAUGAAAUGCAGGCUUUAGGAAAGGCAAAUGUUUCUGAUGAUUAUCAAAAUGGAGAGGAUGUUCAGGAGACACUCCCCAAGGAGAGAGGAAAGUGUGUAGGUAUUUAAAUAAAACUGAUUACGGAGGAUGUGGUGUAGUAGUAGCUUACCAUGAGAAAAGAAAGAUGAGCAUAUCAUGUUUAUUAACUGAGCAACUGAAGUACAAAGCUGUGAAGCAUACUGCAUGUACAAAGCAUAUCAUACACUGACUAAUCCGUCACUGACAGAAGGAUAAUGUGUAUUUAUGAGUGGAAAAGUAUGAUUAGGGAAUAGAUUUUUUGUGAAUGAAAUGUAAAACUAUAUUAAGUCUUUUUUUUUUUUUUAGGAAAUCAUUCUGCAAUACUGACUCAAAUAUGCAAUGUUUCUUUAACUUUUGUUCUCUGUUUCUGUAAAUCUAUGAUAUUUAAAUCAGUGCAUUAUUACUCAGACUAUAAUGCAUGAUUUGGGGUUAUUUUGUUUUGCUUAUUUUGCUGUUAUUUGGUUUGUUUGUAAUAAUGUAGUUUUGACAGAUACAGAUAUGACAAAGCUUGAGUUUCUCGAAUUCUUUGAGUGUGUUUUCAAAUGAACUGUGAUUUUGUUUUUUUGUUUAUUUUUUUGUCUAAUGUCUAAUGUUAAAUUCAGUAUUUGCCUUUGUUAGAUCAGUUUUUUGGGGGAAUGGCUGUGUUUUUCUGGAAUGACAGUGUAAACCACAAAUGAUUCUGCUUUAUAAAUACAAAAAUAAAAGCUUGAACGCAUAAAUCUGA
Scatophagus argus is the source of this 3324-nucleotide messenger RNA. It is a transcript of the gene znf366, whose product is annotated as zinc finger protein 366. The transcript has 7 exons. The coding region runs from base 179 to 2521 and encodes 780 amino acids. Gene Ontology annotation, cellular component: nucleus. NCBI's taxonomy places the organism in Eukaryota, Metazoa, Chordata, Actinopteri, Scatophagidae. The record is from RefSeq and is a predicted model, not a curated record.